GCCCUCCCACCCCGCCCGAUGUCGCCGGCAUUCUGCGGACCACCGGGGGUCAAUGCGCACCCCCGGUUAGCCUCCACAUGCCAUGACGACAGUGGUCACCCCCACCCAUCUGGGUGGACGGGGGAGGGCCCCGCACCCACACCCACACCCCAUCUCCCCCAGGUACAUCCAGACACUGAAGGACCACCGGCCCCAGAUGGUGUGGGACAGCCAGGCAGCAGAGCACUUCUUCGAGUAUAAGAAGAGCCGCGGCGGGAGGCACGUCGUGUUCUAUCCGACGCUGAAGUCCUUGCAGGUGCGGCUGGAGCUGGCCCAGGAGCUGGGCGUGGGGCUGUCCAUCUGGGAGCUCGGCCAGGGCCUGGACUAUUUCUACGACCUACUGUAGGCCGGGCUUGCAGCCAGCAUUGCCUUUUCUAAGAGACAGAGGGACUAAUGUGUGAAAUACAGACUCUUCCGUUUCUGGA
Capra hircus (goat) is the source of this 464-nucleotide messenger RNA. It is a transcript of the gene CHID1, whose product is annotated as chitinase domain containing 1. Gene Ontology annotation, molecular function: oligosaccharide binding. Gene Ontology annotation, biological process: carbohydrate metabolic process. The coding region runs from base 83 to 385 and encodes 100 amino acids. Lineage: Eukaryota; Metazoa; Chordata; Mammalia; Artiodactyla; Bovidae. The transcript has 3 exons. Gene Ontology annotation, cellular component: extracellular region. The record is from RefSeq and is a predicted model, not a curated record.